Messenger RNA from Mugil cephalus (flathead mullet), 1543 nucleotides. It is a transcript of the gene dtd2, whose product is annotated as D-aminoacyl-tRNA deacylase 2. Gene Ontology annotation, molecular function: D-tyrosyl-tRNA(Tyr) deacylase activity. Gene Ontology annotation, biological process: tRNA metabolic process. The record is from RefSeq and is a predicted model, not a curated record. The coding region runs from base 70 to 573 and encodes 167 amino acids. NCBI's taxonomy places the organism in Eukaryota, Metazoa, Chordata, Actinopteri, Mugiliformes, Mugilidae. The transcript is spliced from 3 exons. Gene Ontology annotation, cellular component: cytoplasm.
CCCGGAAGUGAGCUGCAUGAGUUUUCCUGUGUCUCCUCGGACUCAUUGAAGCUUUGAAAAGUGUGUGUGAUGUCGGACAGAAGCUCAGCUCCAGCCGCUCGGACUGUGCUGCAGCAGUGCGUCCAGGCCACACUCCAGGUGAGACCAGCAGGGGACCAAUCACAGGCCGAGUUUGUCCAGAUCGACAGAGGGAUGGUGAUCUACGUCUGCUUCUUUAAAGGAGCCACCGACGACCUCCUGCCUAAGAUGGUGUCCACGCUGCUGAACCUGCGUCUCUGUGAGUCUCCGUCUGGGCGGAUGGUGUCGGUGCUGGAGCUGCCUGGCAGCGUCCUGGUCGUCCCCCAGGCCACGCUGGGGGGGAAGUCCAAGGGACGCUCCAUGCAGUAUCACAACAACAUCGGGAAGGAGGACGGCCAGAGGCUCUACGACGCCUUCGUGGCCCGGUGUCAGCAGGAGCUGGAGGCCGGAGCCGGACCCGGAGCAGAGGUGACGGUCAAACACGGGACGUAUGGAAACAGGCAGGUUCUGAAGCUCGACACCAACGGACCCUACACACACCUGAUGGAGUUCUGAGGUCCAGACUCGCCUGAACCCGUCAAACAGUCGCCUGUGUCUGAACCAGUCUGACUUCAUCGUCAAAUGCUUCCUGGCAGAAGUAAAAACUGUGAAAUGUUCCUCCCUGAGCUUAAAUAAAUAAAAGUCUGAACUCUAAAUGAUCUCGUGUCCUCUAGCUCAGUGGUUCUCAUCUGGUCCGGCUUCAGAACCACGACCCAGACCAGUGUAAAUGUUCAACGUUAUGGAAUUUAAAGAUUGUUCAGUUGGAUCCUGAGAUAAAACUGAAUAAUAUGACAGGAUGAAAACACACAAAACAAAUGGAAUGAUGAACUAAACUAGAGGGAUCUGUUCCUUAAACUCUCAAUCAGCUGCAUUCAGGGGGUCGUUAGGUCUGGACCCUGGUCGGGUCUCCAGUCUGUAUCAGGACUAACACAGUUACUGAGAACCAGUGAACACAACCACCACGUCUUUGUGUCUUUGUACAUUUGUGUAUUUAGGUGGGAGGAAGCUGGAGAACCCAGAUAGAACCCACACAGACUCAGGGAGAACACACAGACUCCACACAGACGGGAUUAGAACCCAGAACCUUGGGGCUGGGAGGCACCAGAGCUGACCAAAUUAUUUCAUGCACAGAUUUUAUUUAUUUCGUUUUUUGUAGCCAUCUCUAUAGGUUGAUUUCUUCUUCUAUCUUUCUUAAAGUGUUUAUACUUAAAGUAUUAUUAUUUGCAUUCAAAUCAGUUUGUGGAGGGAGUCCGCUGCCUAAGGUCGGGUAGAGACAGAAACACCUGAAAACAUUAGCGUUACGUCCCGGAAGCAGCGCCUCCUCCGGACCAGCAGGGGGCGCACAGCUCGGCCUCGGGGACCGGAAACGAGCAGCACUCGUUGCGUUUGAGUUACAACCUGCGUCAUAACUGCGACUGCGUCAAGCGAACGACACGAAGCAACAGGAGAACUUCCGCCAAAAGAAAUAAAAUAUUAUUUCACUACG